Phyllostomus discolor (pale spear-nosed bat) is the source of this 6102-nucleotide messenger RNA. It is a transcript of the gene RAP2B, whose product is annotated as RAP2B, member of RAS oncogene family. The transcript has a single exon. Gene Ontology annotation, molecular function: GDP binding; GTPase activity; GTP binding. NCBI's taxonomy places the organism in Eukaryota, Metazoa, Chordata, Mammalia, Chiroptera, Phyllostomidae. The coding region runs from base 37 to 588 and encodes 183 amino acids. Gene Ontology annotation, cellular component: plasma membrane. The record is from RefSeq and is a predicted model, not a curated record. Gene Ontology annotation, biological process: Rap protein signal transduction; negative regulation of cell migration.
GGCCGCGGCAGGCGCGGCGAGAGCGCCGACGAAGCCAUGAGAGAGUACAAAGUGGUGGUGCUGGGCUCCGGCGGCGUGGGCAAGUCCGCGCUCACCGUGCAGUUCGUGACCGGCUCCUUCAUCGAGAAGUACGACCCCACCAUCGAGGACUUCUACCGAAAGGAGAUUGAGGUGGACUCCUCGCCGUCGGUGUUGGAGAUCCUGGACACGGCGGGCACGGAGCAGUUCGCGUCCAUGCGGGACCUGUACAUCAAGAACGGCCAGGGCUUCAUCCUCGUCUACAGCCUCGUCAACCAGCAGAGCUUCCAGGACAUCAAGCCAAUGCGGGACCAGAUCAUCCGCGUGAAGCGGUACGAACGCGUGCCCAUGAUCCUGGUGGGUAACAAGGUGGACCUGGAGGGCGAGCGCGAGGUCUCGUACGGCGAGGGCAAGGCCCUGGCCGAGGAGUGGAGCUGCCCCUUUAUGGAGACGUCGGCCAAAAACAAAGCCUCGGUGGACGAGCUGUUCGCCGAGAUCGUGCGGCAGAUGAACUACGCGGCGCAGCCCAACGGCGACGAGGGCUGCUGCUCGGCCUGCGUGAUCCUCUGAGGCGCCCCCGGCCGCCGCGCGCCGGCUGCGCUUUGCGCACAAAAGCCAAACGCACCCGACUCUCUAAAUGUGAUUUCUCUUCUUGCUUUGAGAUUGGAGACGACUUUGCAUUGGCCGGGAUGUCCUAGGAGCCCGGCUGGCCUGUGCGACCGACGUCCCCUGCCUCCUCCCGGCGUCCGAAGGGGUGUCCGGUCCUGACCAUCUGAGACCCAUUGGAAAUGUGGCUCUUUGCAGCAUGUACGUUUUUCAUUGAUUUUGGUUGACGCAUAUUUCCCCCUUUAAAUAACCGUUAAGGGCGCUGUAUUGGCAGCUUGACACCAGCAAGCGAAAGUUUCAACCUGGAAAAAAUGGGGUGGGGGAGGAAGAGGACAGGGAGAAGGUGGAAGUAAGGGUGUGUUUUUUUGUUGUUGUUAUUUUUUGUUUUUGUUAACAACCGUUUUCCAGUUCCAAGUUUUAAAUACGUGGAAGGAAGUCCGGGAGAACCAAAUGAAGGAGCUGGAGGAGAGGAAGAAACUUUUGUUUUUUUCCUUGUUUUCCAGGAGUAGCUGGAAAUUAAUGUCGGGUUCCUUUUCUGCCAGCUUGGAAGGGCAACCCCGUGACUGAUUACGAUUCUGAGGAUGUCUAUGCAAAGUUGGAUUCUUGUUACAGUGUAUCCAAUCUGAAGUAUUGCACAUCUGAACUGGGACUGUUAACACUGAUGCCAAUACAGUGUGGGGUGCCAGAAAGUGUCUGCUGAUAUUUGUGGGAAAAAAAAUCUAUUUUGUUUACCUACUGUAUCUAAGGGGAGUCUGGGAAGAACGGUAGUAUUUUUUUUUAUCAGCUGUGAAAAAAAAUGUUACAAUCUGCACAUUUUUGUGUGUACUGUUGUGUGUGUGUAUGUGUGUGUGUGUGUUUAAGUUUAGUUUUUUUGUUCUUACUGGUUGGCAGUAACAGAUUUUGAUGACUAGCUCUUUAAAUUACAGUACAAAGACUUCACAAAUGUGAUUCAGGGCCCCCAGCACCCCUGUGUCUGCAGAGUGCCUUCAAAACUCAGCUGUUCCAGCCGGUGCCAACCUGUGAACCUCCCACCCUCUCCCAGAAUCUGUUAUUCCCCAGACCACUUCCCAGUUUCCUUUCAGUAGUCUUUUCGAAGGAGCCAGGACAAUAGGGCCUGUUGUUCGGUGAAUUUCUUCUUUAUUAUUUCCAGCCUUUAAAAUGUAAUUUCCAUGUCUUGCAAUUUUUUUUUUAUUUUUUUUUUUUUUUUUUUUUUUUUUGCUUCAUUUUGUUAAAAUGUUCAGGUAUUUAGCUCCCCUUUUAUAUUAUUUUUAAUUUUUUUUUUUUUUGGUUAUCAGUUAAUAGGGUGUUCCUCUGAAAGCAAAGAGCAAAAUUUUACUGUUGUGAUGUACCAAGAGAAUUCUAACCAAUUGUAAUUUUUAAUUCCAGACACGAGUUUAAUCAUUGUCUCUUCAUUUUAAGACUUUUAAUACAAAUGUCAUUUUUAAAGAAACAAACCAAAAACUAUUGUUUGUGUUUCUGUGUUUUAUAUUCAGUGAUUUAAUACAGUAUCAUGGCUGGGGUGGACAGGGGCAGGUGAUGCAUGAAGUCCCCAAGAGUUGCUGGUCAAAUUUUGAAGACAGAUGUAUCUCAGUGGUAAGUUGGGUGUCGUCAUCCCAACUUAUUAAAAUAUGGGAAAACUCAUGAAGGUCUAGGAAACCCUGGGGUAUGGUCUUACAAUCUGACUGCAAGAUAAGCAGGAUAUUGAAUCUCUUCUGCUGGAAUGGAGCAGUUAACCUCACAGUAGGCAAGGAAGGGAAAAACUAACUGCUAACACUGCCUUAUAUCUGGGAAAGUAACCAUCUACUAUCUACCAGGCACACAGCACUUUUAAUUUGUUUUGUUUAAAUUAGGUCACAUUAUCAAGUCAAAAACAUGUUUGGAGAAGAUGACUUCCAUUCUGAAGUCAUACUUAGUGUUUUCUGCAGUAAUUUGUAUGGGUUGUACACAGCAUCUCAACUCAUGAGGCUUUGAUUUGGAAAUAGAUCAAUAGAUUUAAAAAGAAAAAACUAAGACCAAAAAAAAAACCCUGCACUCAUUACAGAUUGUGGACCAUUUUGACCUCAUGAAAUUUUCCUUCUAACAGUAGGAGGCAGUGUGAGCUUUUUAUUUUCUGUUUUAUUAUUCUCAAGGGCCACUUUACUAAUGUUACCUCUGUAAAAUGAAAGGUUUAUGGCUCUAUAUCAACAGCAGUUGAUAUACCAUACCUUAAGUCUGAGUGUAGAUGAAGCCUUCCCACAGGUCUUUUGACAAAGGGAUUUAUUCUGUUGAGGAAGCCAAAAGAAAUGACAGACCACAAGUUUCUUUAAAGCAGUAUUAACAUGUCUUGCCUUAAAAUGUGUCCUUUGCCCAGGAGACACCUCAGUCAGUAUUCCAGGGUGGAGGAGGAAUAAAGAACUUUGCCUGUGGUGGUCCUGUGGCCUUUUUUUUCCACUCCUGAUCUCACUUAAGUUUAGUAUCAAACUCAGUUAGAAAGUACUAUAUAUAUUCUAAAUAAGGGAAGCUGCUCAAAUAUAUGCCUUGGCAAAGAUUCCCUUUUGCAUUUGAGGACAUUUAGGUGUUUCAGUAGAUCUAAAGUGUUGAAAAUUCUGAAGACGUAUCAAGUAUUAUGAAGGAUAUUUUUUAAAAGGCAUCUGUUGACUUUUUUUGUUUUUUGUUUUUUUUUUUGGAAGCCUUUGACCUAAAAUGGUGCCAAAUACCUUAAGAAAUGUAUAUGCUCCUGAUGGAAUACUUGAAAGUGGAAAAUUGGAAAUGAAAUAAAUUGCUGGUGCAUUAAUCAUUUCUGCCCAGGAUUUAGUCACUUGUAUGACUAAAUUCUUAAUAGGUCUAGGGUGGCAGGGCAGGAGAAUUUAAUAUGCUUUUCCUGAGUACUGUAAAAUAAAUGCAUUUUGGAUUCUCAAUGAAAACAGUUUUGUGUGUGUUCCUGGAGCAGGAAAAGAGUACUUCGUUCCUAGUUUGAUAGUCUUCUCCAUUAUGUUCUUGACAAAACAGAGAGAAAUGAGGGCAUGGUUUUUAAGAACAUGGCAGUUUACUUGGCUAUUAAGAAACCUGCUGUAGUAUUAUGGUGUGAAGACAUGGAACAUUUGUUUCCUUGAAAAAGUUAGGCUGACUUGAGUUAAAAGGAGGGUGGGAGGGUGAGGUGGCGAGGAGUUUGCUGUAAGGCAAUCACCUGUCAAAACAUACUGGGUGGGAAAGGAACCUUUAUCUUGGGGAGCAAAAGUUAACUUCAACUUGACCCCUGCUGUUUUUUAACAGAUUUUCCUUUUGGUCCCUGACAGUCAUCCAGACUUAUGAUAUAUUAAAGGACUAUUUUUGUACUCUUUUUGUAACAGCCUUAUUGAAAGCAUCAAGCUAAGUCUAACAUUUUUGUGUUUGGGAGUUGAUGGUUCUUAGGUAAAACAAUUUCCAUGCUGUUAACUGUUGAAAUAGAUUUCACUGAAUCACUUUUUAGGAAAAGAUCUAGCUGAGGUUAGAAUUCUUUCAAUGUAUGAGGCUUUAUGUUUCCUGAUGAGUUAACCUUUCCUGUAGCUGGAAAUCCUAAAAUGCCUGGUCUGUGUGAACUGUUAAGGUAGUUUUAUAAAUGUUUUCACCAGCAUGUGAUUGUACCUCUUUUAAAUAUCCAGUAUUUCUUAUAGGUGUGAUGGGAAAGUGAGAGAACACCAUAUGUAGCAUCUGGUCUUGAGAAAUAUACACAAAAUGCCUGUACAUUACCUGUCAAAACAAUAUACUUACUUUUUACAACAGCUAAAAUAUGAAGGAAACAAAGAUUUAAUUUGGAAAUCACCACUCAGUUAAAAUGAUACCAAACAUUUGUUACAGUGUCUACUUAAUUGGGAAAAGCUUGCUAAGAGAACUUUUGUCCUUGUGAAAAUGUGUCAAAAUUUUAAAUACAACUAAUAGAAUGUAGUAUUCUUCAUUUUAUUUUACUCAGACUACUAGGAAUACUUGAAUGCUAGUUCUAGAAGAUAUAUUUGAUCUAAUAACAGUAAGAUAGUGAUAGUUUGAAGCGGCUUUAGGGAUCAUCUACUUCAGAGGUUCUCAAACAACCACAUAUCAAAAUUACCUGGAGGGUAAAACAGGUAUUAGUUUCUUAUUCAGUAUGUGUGGCUAUGAUCUCGUACUUUUCAUUUCCAACAGGUUUCCAAGUGAUGGUAAUAUUACAGUGACCACACUUUGAGAACCAAUGAUCUAGUCCAAAUUCCAAAUGAGUACUAUAUGGACUGCCACCUAGUUAUUUAGGGACAUAGACUUAAGACCCGUGCCAUACAUUUCAGAGUACUGCCUACCACAGAGUUGUAAAAUAUCUUGAUUGGAAAUCUACAGCUGAAGAGGAUAUAUACCAUUAACAUUAAACCUGUUAAAUUAUUGGGUAUGAAUAAAAUGGGAUGAACUCUGCAGGUACAGUGAUUAUUUUUGCAUUUUGGCGAUGACUUUCAGCAUUAAUUCAGAAUUGACCAAGAUAAGAAAGUGAUUAGAAUAGGGCAUGGCCGGCCUGCAUGUUCAGAAUCAACAUUUUCUCCCCCCAAUAUUUUUUAAAGAAUAUCUUUGAUAAAAGGGAAUACUUUUUAAGUAUUUGUCUUUUCAAGAUUAAGAGGCAAGAAUUUAAACUCUUCACACUUCCUACUAAGGAUUCUAAAAAAAAAAUCUGAGUAUUUAAAUCUUCAGGUCAUGGUAAGCAUGUGUGUGUCUAUAUGUAUAUGUGUAUGUAUGUAAUAUAUACACUCAAUUUCUUAGACUUCCAGGAAUUAGGCAGUUGAGUGUCAUGUAGUUGUACAAGGACAACACAUGACAUAGAACUGCCAUUUGUCCUGUUUUUUAUGCGUCUUGAUCUUUUGAAACAGUGUUGAUCUGCUUGUAAGUUGAAUGGGACAGCUCUCCAUGUUCUUUUAUAUUAAACGGAAGUCUUCAAGGAGGUGUUUUUUCUUAGAUUAGCAAAAUAGAAAAUAUGUGGGUUUUUUUUUUUUUGUCCAGUUGACUAAUCUUGCUAUUUUUAAAACAAAUUAUCUGGCAAAACUAUGUGGGGCUAAGUUUAUCACAGGUUUGAAAAUGUGUGGUUGGUUUAUUUGUGGCAACUGCACAAAUGCAGCAAAAACAUUUGAAAUAGGAAAGAGAAAAUCACUGACGCAUUGAGAAUACAGGUGCCCAAAAAGGGCCUGAGAUUGUUUCUUCGCUGUUAACAUGGUUGCAGUGGAGCUGAAACUCAAUAGCUGAAACGCAUUCGUUCAUUGUUCAACAAGCAUUUAUUGAGCAAAUGCUGUGGUUUGAAGACUAAGCUUACACGGGAGGAAAACAGGCAAAAGAGCAACAACUUUGUGCUUUUACCACCAUAGGCUGUGAGAAUAAUAUAUGUUAACCAAUAAGAGUAUAUGGAAGAGCAGAGCUAUACAUGUCAAUUAUAGUACAAUCUGUGGGUUGGUCUGGCAAGCAAUAAAGUAGUAGAUUUGUUGAAAAUUGGGUUUUUACUUUGAAGGAUGUGUGGAU